CGUGUGAAGGUUUUUGGGGGGUUGCACACAGAGGUGGUGCUUGGCCUUGUGAAAAGCAGUGACAUAGUUUGAUAAAUUAUGUUUAUGUAAGCAUUAAAAAUUAAACCAUGGCAUUUUUGCUGAGUCUACUCAGCAAGAACAAGGGAAGGUCCACAAAAAAAUCAAAAAACAACUUUGCCUCUAUAAGGAAGAGGAAAGGCAUGAGUCAGGAUUAGAGAACCAAGUGAUGAACACAUUUUUAUGGGGAAGAACGAUUUUUAAAAGGAACUCAAUUGGCACUACGGGACCGCGCAUGUAAAAUCUGAUUUUUUUUGGUUUACUGCAAAUGUUACAGGACAUUUCAGUGUUCAGCACAGACCGAUCGGUUUACGACAACAAAGUAUCGCGAGAGUGAUUUAAAAUUUACGAAUCCGCCUGCUCUCGAACCAUUCUCGUGGUAGUUUGAUGUAAUAGGUCCAUAACUCUGCGCAGACACACACCUUUUGUUAAUCUGACGUCUGCGCAGCAACAAUAAUAUUGGUUCAAAUUCUCUCUACGUAGUCCGUACAUUAAACAUCCUCCCUCUGAUUGGUUGUGGUUGCGUCACGUCGCGCAACAGUUUGUUGUUUAGUGUUUACAAAUUUCGACCGCUACAACUUUUACCAAAAAGCACAAGCCGUUACAAACCGGUUGCUGAGGCGGAGAACUGUGAACAACCUGCUAGAUGACAAACGGUCUGGCUUCAAAUGUAUCCAAAGAGGAUGUUCUGAGUUUCGUCACUGAAUCCUUGCAGCUGCCUCUAGAUUAACCGUCAUCAUUCUCCUGGACCUGUCUGCUGGCUUGAACAGUGAGUCACCAGAACCUUCUGUCUAUUCUCUCUGCAAUGGGCAUCAUGGGAACUGCAAUUCACCGGCAGAUUCUUCAAGCCUCUGACGCCAGCAGAAAUAAUGACAGAAUAUAAAUUAGUGGUGGUGGGUGCAGGUGGUGUGGGCAAGAGUGCUUUGACCAUCCAACUCAUUCAGAAUCACUUUGUUGAUGAAUACGACCCAACCAUUGAGGACUCAUACAGGAAGCAGGUGGUGAUUGAUGGAGAAACGUGUCUUUUGGAUAUCCUGGACACUGCAGGUCAGGAGGAGUACAGUGCAAUGAGAGACCAAUACAUGAGGACUGGAGAAGGUUUUCUUUGUGUCUUUGCCAUCAACAAUACCAAGUCUUUCGAGGACAUUCAUCAGUACAGGGAACAGAUUAAGAGGGUGAAAGACUCUGAUGAUGUGCCUAUGGUGCUUGUGGGUAAUAAAUGUGAUCUACCAGCCCGCACUGUGGACACAAGACAAGCCCAGGAACUUGCCCGUAGCUAUGGUAUACCAUACAUUGAAACCUCAGCUAAAACUAGACAGGGAGUGGAAGAUGCUUUUUACACACUUGUCCGUGAAAUUAGGCAACACAAGCUGAGGAAACUGAACCCUCCAGAUGACAAUGGCCAAGACUGCAUGAAUUGCCGCUGUGUGGUGUCAUGAUCUGUAAUUGUGCGUCAGAUGGCUUUUAGAGCGGUGCAGCCUUCGAGACCGCAAACGCUGCAACCCCUUCACAGAAGCUGGACAUUAGAGCAGGCUGUUUAUAAGGGAAACCCUUAUUCUGGCACUCGGAACUCGUGCAGUCUUCCUAGGAGCGCCCCUGUUUUUCCUCUUUAUAGGGGAUGAAAGUUGUACCUCAAUUUAAUGGUCUCAACACUGGAGUUUCUACGACUGGAUGAAAGCUGACACAUAUUUAGAUUUAACCGACUAUUUACUCUUAACUGGAAGUAAUAACCCAGAAAAUAACCUCAUGUAUUGCUUAUCAGCUGUGGAUUUUAGAGAAACACUUAAAAAGACCAAACGGAGGGGCGAUAUCACUGCAUCAGUUAGAUAAGUUUAUGUCUGAAUGUGAGAAAGAUAAUAUUUGUAUUGUCCUUUGUUUAGACGACAUCUAAUAAAUUGUACAUAAUCA
Triplophysa dalaica is the source of this 1965-nucleotide messenger RNA. It is a transcript of the gene hrasb, whose product is annotated as HRas proto-oncogene, GTPase b. Bases 927 to 1496 code for a protein of 189 amino acids. The record is from RefSeq and is a predicted model, not a curated record. The transcript has 7 exons. Lineage: Eukaryota; Metazoa; Chordata; Actinopteri; Cypriniformes; Nemacheilidae. Gene Ontology annotation, biological process: Ras protein signal transduction. Gene Ontology annotation, cellular component: plasma membrane. Gene Ontology annotation, molecular function: GDP binding; GTPase activity; GTP binding.